Molecule: messenger RNA, 978 nt
Organism: Schistosoma guineensis
Lineage: Eukaryota; Metazoa; Platyhelminthes; Trematoda; Strigeidida; Schistosomatidae
Source: the annotation of a GenBank genome assembly
AUGUCAGAUGAUGAACAGAGCCCACAACCAUCUCCAGCAUUCAUUCCCAAUGAGGAUGGAAAAUCUGAAGCAAAAAUUCGUAUGGAAAUGGAAGCCAAGCGUAGAAAAGAGAGAGCUGAAGAGGAAUGGAGAGAAUAUGAAGAGUUUCGUAGAGGUGAACGUGAAAAAGAAGAAGAAGAGAUACGUCAAUUAAGAGAACGUCGAGAACGACGUAAAAUGGAACGUGAAGAAGAAGAAAAACGAUUAGCUGAAUUACGUCAGAUAGAAGAUCAAAAAAGACGAGCAGAAGAAGAAGAACGACAAAGAAAGAAACGUGAAGAAGAACAACGUAAACGUGAAGAACGUGAACGUAAAAAGAAAGAAUGGGAAGAGCGUAAAAAUGCUAAUCGACCUAAUUUCGUUAUUACAAAGAAGGAACCAGGUGCACAAGAAACGGAAGAAGAGAAAAAGGAAGAAGUUACAAAGUCAAAAGAACAGUUGGAAGCUGAAAAACGUGCCAUUUUAGAACAGCGUAUACAGCCAUUGAAUAUUAGUGGUUUUAAUGCUGAUCAAUUAAAGAAUAAAGCUAAAGAAUUACACGAUCUUAUCUGUCGAUUAGAGGGUGAUAUUUAUGAUUUAUCACAACGUUUCACAAGACAAAGUUAUGAUAUGCAAGAAUUAGCAGAACGUGCACGUCAAAUAAACAAAGGAGGGAAAGCAAAAGCUAUCACCAAUGCACCGGAUCCAUUAGCGGCAAAAUUCAGCGGUAUUCCUCCUAUGGUUGUUAUGUACAGUCAAUAUGAACGAGUAAAAGAUCCAAGAUCAUUCAAAGAUCGACGCACUGUCUUUACAGGUGCUAAUUAUGCAGAAGAAUAUCAACGUAUUGCACCUUCACAUGUGUUGGUUAUGACAGAAGAAGGCUUCCAAAUAGCCGGAGCCGCUGAAGGUGGAGGACAUUCGGCUGCUCCUGCCCCUGCUACUGAAGUUCCUGUUGAAUAA